UUAUUGUUGUGGGUUUGGCAUUAGUUUUUCCCUAUUUCUCGAAAAUGAAGCGAGCAGUUAGUUAUAACGAUGUUGCUGCGUUUGUUUCUAUGCCUCUUUCUUCUAGUCAUAUAGAAAGUAAUAGUUCGGAUGAUGAUGAAGAGUCAAAAUCUUUUCCUAUGAAGAAACUGGCUAUUGUAAUGGUAGGUUUACCUGCGAGAGGUAAAACACAUAUUGCUCGAUAUAUUGCAAGAUAUUUGAAUUGGUUGGGUCGCACGACACGAGUGUUUAAUGUUGGCAACUACAGGAGAGAACUAGUUGGAGCAAGUCAACCUGCCCAGUUUUUUGAUCCCAACAACCAGGAAGGAAGGCAAGCACGUUGGGAACUGGCCAUCAAGUGUUUAGACGAUAUGAUUGCCUGGUUAAAGCAUCAACACGGACAAGUGGGUAUUUAUGAUGCUACCAAUAAUACUAAGGAAAGAAGGAAGUAUGUCAAAGAGCGUUUGGAAGCAGAGUGCAUACGAGUACUCUUUUUGGAAAGUAUUUGUGAAGACAAAAGUAUUAUCGAACACAACGUGAUGGAAACGAAACUGCGCAUGCCAGAUUAUCAGAAUAUGGACCCUGAAACUGCAGUAGAAGACUUUCAAAGGAGAAUUGCUAAUUAUGAAGUAGCCAAUGAAACUAUUGAAGAUGAUGAGAUGGUAUCGUACAUUAAGAUAAUCAACCUAGGUCGAACUAUCGUGUUGCAUCAGUUGACAGGAUAUUUGCAAGGAAAGUUAGUUUCCUAUUUGAUGAAUAUGCAUACUUUACCGAGAAGUAUUUAUUUGACUCGUCAUGGAGAAUCGGAGUAUAAUGUGGAAGAGAGGCUGGGAGGGGACCCAGAAUUAACUCCCAAAGGACAACUCUAUGCUGUUCAAUUAGCGCAAUAUAUUCAUAAGGAGUUUACAGCUCAAGGAAAGGAACUUCCCUUGAUAUGGACUUCGCAACUUCGACGCUCCCGUCAUACGGUACAGUUCAUUCCAACUCACAAUAUUUGUUGGCGAGCUUUGAAUGAAAUCAAUGCUGGUCUUUGUGAAGGAAAGACAUUGAACGAUGUGAAACAAUUGUAUCCGAAGAUUUACGAAGAUAGAAUGAAAGAUAAACUCCACUUUCGUUAUCCUGGUGGUGAGAGUUAUGUGGACGUAAUUCAAAGACUCGAACCAGUUAUGUUGGAAAUGGAACGAUUGAGAGAAUCCAUUCUCAUUGUUAGCCAUAAUGCAGUUAUAAGAGCUAUUUAUGGUUUUCUUAUUGGGAAGCGACAAGAAGAAUGUCCCAAUUUGGAAGUUCCUCUUCAUGUUGUUAUCAAGCUAACACCUCGUGCUUAUGGAUGCGAAGAAGCCAGAAUAGAAUUGAAUCCACAUGAAGAAUUGUUGAGUGACUCUCCUUCUGCUCCUUCAUCGAAUGUGUAUAGUGACGCGAUUCCAAAACAAGUAUAUUUUGGGUCAUCUGAAAAUUCAUUUUCUGAUGGAAACAAGAAUUGAAAAAUGCAACACGGUCAUUUGAAAC
This is a messenger RNA of Galdieria sulphuraria, 1524 nucleotides long. RefSeq names its product bifunctional 6-phosphofructo-2-kinase / fructose-2,6-bisphosphatase. The record is from RefSeq and is a predicted model, not a curated record. Gene Ontology annotation, cellular component: cytosol. Gene Ontology annotation, molecular function: ATP binding; fructose-2,6-bisphosphate 2-phosphatase activity; 6-phosphofructo-2-kinase activity. Bases 45 to 1499 code for a protein of 484 amino acids. Lineage: Eukaryota; Rhodophyta; Bangiophyceae; Galdieriales; Galdieriaceae. Gene Ontology annotation, biological process: fructose metabolic process; fructose 2,6-bisphosphate metabolic process. The transcript is spliced from 2 exons.